AUGGCUUCAUUCUGUAUGAAGGUUCUGCUCUGCACUUUGGGUCUGACAACUCUUGGCUUGUCCGCAGCCGUUGAGUCUGUUCAAGAACAUGAUACGGAGGCCAGAUCCUACUGCAACUUGCAUUACACCGUUCAAGCGGGAGACACAUGCUGGGACAUUUGCAACAAUUAUGGCUACGCAUUUACCAUCAAGCAACUUCUCUGUUGGAAUCCUGAAAUCAACACUUCGUGUACCAAUCUGAUUCCAGGUCGCUCUGUCUGUGUUGGUGUGCGAGGAGCUGGGCCCAAAUGUUGA
Messenger RNA from Penicillium diatomitis, 294 nucleotides. Its product is annotated as LysM peptidoglycan-binding domain-containing protein. The transcript is spliced from 2 exons. Bases 1 to 294 code for a protein of 97 amino acids. Lineage: Eukaryota; Fungi; Ascomycota; Eurotiomycetes; Eurotiales; Aspergillaceae. The record is from RefSeq and is a predicted model, not a curated record.